Messenger RNA from Closterium sp. NIES-67, 1462 nucleotides. Lineage: Eukaryota; Viridiplantae; Streptophyta; Zygnematophyceae; Desmidiales; Closteriaceae. The record is from the annotation of a GenBank genome assembly.
AAGCUGAUCUCUGUCCACCGCGAUUCGCGAACCCUUUCCUAGCUACGCUGAGCCACUCCGCGCGCCUCGCUGUCGCUCGCUUUUCGCCUCCUGCGUGGUUGCUUCGCGUGCGACAGGCAUAGCGUAGCCGCUCAAUCGUGCAACGCGAAGCAUCGCCAGUGCACCGUGCAAUUUCUUCCGCCAACUCGCACUAGCUUCGCGCGACUUCUUGCUGACGGCAGUGCUAACGCGAUGGGGGCCACACCCACAGACGCUUGACGUUUGAUACUACAGGCGAGAGCAGCCGGGGCAGCACCUCUGUCGUCCAAGAGUCAGUGCAGGAAGGAAGGGAAUCUUCGCAGUAUCUUUUGGCCUGACUGCACGGCACGUCGGGGAAGUGCGGCACAGCAAGCCGCGUUUGCUGCGAGCUGCAAUGCUGGUGUGGAGUUGAGAGCAAGGGAAGCAACGCACGUGUUGGCGUUGGGAGCUAGAGAGGCUGUAACAGGAGACGGGUUGGUUUCGGUGCAGCAAUCAGCAUUCUGUGCAGUGCAGCACGAGCGUUGGCAAAGCUUGCUGCCGCUGGCAGGGGCGUGCUGCCGUUGGCAGGGGCGUGCUGCCGCUGGCAGGGGCGUGCUGCCGCUGGCUCUGAGGGCAACUCACCGAUGGAGCAAGCAGGGGCUGCAGCGCCGCCACAGAGCUUCGAAAUAUUCCCACUCAUUGAGUCACUUGCAGAUGCCAUGCAAGCGGGAGCAGGAGACGCGGCAAUCCAAGGGCUGGUGGCGGACCUAGUGGGCAGGUUUGAUGCGUGCUUCAAGGCGCUUCAAGAAUCCAACUCCACCCUGCCAGAGAGCCUUGGGGAGCAGCGCGCCCAGCUACAUGCCCUCCAGCAGCAUCUGGACGCCCAAAGAGAAACUUUGGACAAGCUGCUUGGCUUGAAGACCCGUUCUAACAAAUGAGUGGACCAGAGGCUUUUUCUGAUGUUCACAAUAAUCUCCUCUGCCAAAACAGCACUGCACGCCCCAGUGUCGGCGGAUCCAGUUGAGUGGAGCCUCAAGAUUAGACAGCGCUCCUGCGAAGUUUGGACAGGAGGAGAGCAAAAAGUGCAACGGGUGUGAUGUGUCUGGAGGGAAUUCCACCUCUUGGCACGUGUAGCUUGUUGCUGACGUGACGUCGUAUGAAUCCAAUUAGGCGUCGCACGCUGCUCGCAACCAAACCGGAAGAGGCAAAGGAAAGUACCACGUGUCAGGUUGGAACUUUUGGCCGUGAAGAAAACAAACGGCCACCUAUUUCAUAUUUUUCUUCACCCAGUUCUGCCCAAAACGGGCAAUUUCUGUGUUGCGCAGGUACUACUGCACGUGUAGGUUCAAUGCGCUCUCUUUCACACAAAAAAAACCGGUGUUGUGUACGUGACGUUGACCGGCAUGUUCCGGUUGAAGAUUGGGCCAAUCCUGACGCCCAACGUGGUCGCAAUCCGUCGUAUAGG